ACAACCACUGGCAUGUGCAGAAGACCCCGAUUCCCGUGCGAUGCCUGCCGCCAUGUCACUCUAAUCCAAUUUUGGUGAGCUUUCAUUCGUUGGGUACGCUGCGGAUGGUUGCUUAUCGAUAUGACGAUGGAGCAACGCUAACCCGCACCUGUCGGCCCCACCAUCGUUUUGCCAUGAUCCCCAAAUCUUUCCAGCCAGUUCUUUUGAUGCCUUCCAUCACAUCAAGACCAGAUACCGACCUUCAGAGCUGCGCUCAUCGAGUUUCAACAUCAUGGAUCCCACGCUGCUCAUUGGCGAUAUUGUCGAGCGAGACGACAAAGCUACGAAGCCAGUCGAGUUUCCCUCAGGCCCCAUCCCGGCGACAGGGUUCCCUCAGCACAAGCGCCGAUGGAAAUCCUCAGCGUUCAAGCAGCAGCGAAACGGCGGCGCCGCACCGCAGUCGAACCAAGCGCAAAGCACAGAGCCGGCCCAGUCGCAGACCUUUGAAGAGGCCGAAAGAGAGCGGAUAGACAGAGAAAAUAGGCAGAAGAUCAGCGACAUGACGCCUCAGGAGAUAUCGCGGGCGCAAGAGGACCUCUUGAAUGGACUCAACCCGGCCCUCAUACAACGUCUGCUGCAAAGGGCCAACAUUGAUGAGCCUGACCCGACUUCUCCCUUUAACCUCCCCGAAUCUCGAGAACCACAACCAACUUCAGCUUCAUCGCGGGCGCCUCCCGAAAUUCGGGUGGGCGACGUGCCAAAAGCUGCCACCGUCGAGGACGAGACUGCGGAUGUCGCCAGGCCAGAGCAAAACACCAAGUCAACGCCCGCCCCUUCACCACCUCCUCCUCCUGCUGCUCAGACAAAGUCAACCAAGAAAAUACCCGACAAUUACGAUGAGGAUCAGGCGCCUGCUCAGAUCCCACCCGACCUCUUCCCCAUCACGGAUCUGCCCAAGUCAACGCACUUCCCUGUACCACCGAGCCUCCCGGACCUGGACCCUUCCGAUCCCAACUUUCUCGCCACGCUACACGACAAAUACUUUCCCAAUCUCCCCGCCGAUCCCAGCAAGCUGGCUUGGAUGGCGCCCGUGCCUACGCAGGACAGCCCGGCUGAUAAAGACUCGCCAUAUUAUCCCCAUCCCGAGAUUAGCGUCUCGGCGUUGCGGUUUGACUUCCGCGGCCGAUUCCUCUCUCCGCGAGUGAGUCGGUCGAUCCCCGCGUCCAAGGGGCUGCAUCACCACGGAGAAGCUCCCGAGGCUGCCGGCUACACCAUCGCAGAGCUCGCUAGGUUGGCAAGGAGCGCUGUGCCUGCGCAGCGCUGCAUAGCAUUCCAAACCCUGGGCCGAAUCCUGUAUCGUCUGGGGCGCGGCGAAUGGGGAACCACCCCAGAGCACCCAAUCGCCAUGGGUGUCUGGAGCGCUGUCAAGGAAGGACGGGUCUUGGAGAGCCUCACAGAGGCAAGCAUGGCCGAAGGCGGGCACCGGGGCAGCAGGGCAUAUGCCGUGGAAGCCCUGUGGUUGUUUGAGAAGGGCGGAUGGCGCGAGAAGCUGCAGGUGAGGUGAGGCGGACGCACCCUGGGCAGCGGAGAAGAAAAACUACCUCGCGUAUGCACGUCUGAAUAUGAGUUGGCAUCUA
Trichoderma reesei QM6a is the source of this 1616-nucleotide messenger RNA. RefSeq lists its product as uncharacterized. Lineage: Eukaryota; Fungi; Ascomycota; Sordariomycetes; Hypocreales; Hypocreaceae. Gene Ontology annotation, biological process: transcription by RNA polymerase II. Gene Ontology annotation, cellular component: nucleus. The transcript has a single exon. The record is from RefSeq and is a predicted model, not a curated record. Bases 272 to 1543 code for a protein of 423 amino acids.